CCGCAGGCGGCGCGCGCCAGAACGACGUCAACGCAACUCCCUGAGCGCUCCGGUUCCGUGUACGCCGCCGGCUUCGGCGGAGUCCUUCCCGGGACCGGGACCGGCAGUUUGUGAGAACCUUUGCGGUCGUCAUGGACAACUCCGGGAAGGAGGCAGAGGCAAUGGCGCUGCUGGCCGAGGCGGAGCGCAAAGUGAAGAACUCUCAGUCCUUCUUCUCCGGCCUCUUCGGAGGCUCAUCCAAAAUAGAGGAAGCAUGUGAAAUCUACGCCAGGGCAGCAAACAUGUUCAAAAUGGCCAAAAACUGGAGUGCUGCUGGGAAUGCUUUCUGCCAGGCUGCCCAGCUGCACCUCCAGCUCCAGAGCAAGCACGAUGCAGCCACCAGCUUUGUGGAUGCUGGCAACGCCUUCAAGAAAGCUGACCCACAAGAGGCCAUUAAUUGUUUGAUGAGAGCCAUCGAAAUCUACACCGACAUGGGUCGAUUCACAAUUGCAGCCAAGCACCACACUUCCAUUGCUGAGAUCUAUGAGACGGAGCUGGUGGACAUCGAGAAGGCGAUCGCCCACUAUGAGCAGUCUGCAGACUAUUACAAAGGCGAGGAGUCCAACAGCUCAGCCAACAAAUGUCUGCUGAAGGUGGCGGGCUACGCAGCUCAGCUGGAGCAGUACCAGAAGGCCAUUGACAUCUAUGAACAGGUGGGGACCAGUGCCAUGGACAGCCCCCUCCUCAAGUACAGCGCCAAGGACUACUUCUUCAAGGCAGCUCUCUGCCACUUCUGCAUUGACAUGCUCAAUGCCAAGCUUGCUGUCCAGAAGUAUGAGGAACUGUUCCCAGCCUUCUCCGAUUCCCGGGAAUGCAAGCUGGUAAAGAAGUUGCUAGAUGCCCAUGAGGAACAGAAUGUGGACAGCUACACGGAGUCGGUGAAGGAGUACGACUCCAUCUCAAGGCUGGACCAGUGGCUCACCACCAUGCUGCUUCGCAUCAAGAAGACCAUCCAGGGCGAGGAGGAGGACCUGCGCUAAGCACCGCCCACCUGCGCUGAGAGGUGGGCCAGGACCCGCCCUCCCCUCCCCCACCAGGGGAGUCUGCAGGCCACGUGGGUAGCAGUGUGGGCUCCACACCCUCCACCAGGGGCCCAGCGCGGGGCCUGCUGGCCGGACAGUCACCUCUGAUUUUGCUACUUCCUCUGCCCCCUGCCCAUCUAUUUAAGCCCCUCACGGGCGUUGUCCUCCACUAGAAGCAGCUGGACAGAACCGUGGAUACAGACCUCUGCUGCAGGGGCUGCUGGGGGCUUGGGGUCUGCAUCCGGCCUGCCCUCCUGACCAGCUGAAACACAGCUGGUUGCUUUUGCUCUCAUUUGCUCCCAGCUGAGCUCUGAGCACUAGUAACCUCCUAUUUGCUCUUUCCACGGGGGUGGCCAUGCCCUGGCUUCCCUCAGCCCCAACCUCUCAGGUUAAACCUUGGUCUGGAGCCCACAGGGCUCCCCUGCCUCUGCCCUGCCUGCUCCUCCCCCAAAGCGUCCAGGUCUGUCAGCCAGCAGUGGGAAGCCAUUGCUGGCCCAAGAAGGAAAUAAAAGCCACCACUUUUGCAUGA
Messenger RNA from Perognathus longimembris pacificus (Pacific pocket mouse), 1590 nucleotides. RefSeq names its product NSF attachment protein alpha (gene Napa). The record is from RefSeq and is a predicted model, not a curated record. Gene Ontology annotation, molecular function: syntaxin binding; soluble NSF attachment protein activity. The transcript has 11 exons. Gene Ontology annotation, biological process: regulation of synaptic vesicle priming; SNARE complex disassembly; synaptic transmission, glutamatergic. Bases 132 to 1019 code for a protein of 295 amino acids. Gene Ontology annotation, cellular component: terminal bouton; synaptobrevin 2-SNAP-25-syntaxin-1a complex; vacuolar membrane. Lineage: Eukaryota; Metazoa; Chordata; Mammalia; Rodentia; Heteromyidae.